This is a messenger RNA of Tilletiopsis washingtonensis, 1977 nucleotides long. RefSeq lists its product as hypothetical. The coding region runs from base 89 to 1846 and encodes 585 amino acids. The record is from RefSeq and is a predicted model, not a curated record. Lineage: Eukaryota; Fungi; Basidiomycota; Exobasidiomycetes; Entylomatales. The transcript has 6 exons.
CCAACAUCGCACGCCGCAUCUCUCCCGCACUGUGCUCUGCUGCACUCACCACGCAUAGCUUCCUCGCACGCCGCCGCUGCGCCGCCGCAUGGACAUUCCGCGCAGCAGCUACGACGUGCUGCCCGUCAGCUUCCGCCUCGUCGUGCUCGACACGCGCCUUGUUGUGAAGCCGGCGCUCGACGUCAUGUGGCAGGCUGGCGUCGUGUCUGCACCUCUCUGGCACUCACAUCCGCCAGCGCCUGCGGGACCGCCUGCCGGCGCCGCUCCGAGCUCUGCGCCGCAGGACGGCUCCACCCUCGCCAGCAUCGAGGAGGACGAGGCGCGGGUGCCAGGCCCUGCCGGCGUGCUCUCAGCAGCGUCACGCUCCAAGGCGCCGACGCGCCAGGGCUUCGCCGGCAUGCUGACCGUCAGCGACAUCAUCCACCUCAUCCAAUACUACUACCAGCACUCGAGCUACGACGACGCCGCGCGCAACGUCGAGCGCUUCCGGCUGGAGAUGCUGCGCGACAUCGAGCAGGCCCUCCAUGUGCCCACGCCGCCACUCGUGUCCAUCGCGCCGCUGCGGCCGCUCUACGAAGCCUGCCAGCUGCUCAUCCAGACGCACGCGCGUCGCAUGCCGCUGCUGGACCACGACGAACAGACGGGCCUUGAGACGUUGAUCUCGGUCCUGACGCAGUAUCGUGUGCUCAAGUUCAUCGCCAUGAACUGCCGAGAGACAGCAGGCCUGCAUCGCUCGGUGCGCUCGCUCGGCAUCGGCACGUACGUGACGGGCACGCACGGCGUCGGCACGCUGCGCAACGGCCCAUCACAUCGUGGCUCGCGCACAGGAAGCGGUGGCAAUGCGGCCUCGCGCUCACGCGUGGGAAGUGGCAGUGCGCCGGGCAGCGGCAGCGGCAGUGUGCUCGAGGCGCCCGCAGAAGGGCUCGGCGAGGCAGCAGAGGCGCGUGCCGCUGUGCGCGAGGAAGCGGUGGAGGAUGCACCAGCACCAGCACUGCCGACGCCACCUGCAGCUGAAGAGCCGGCACAGCCUACUACACCAGCGACGCCGACGGGCCACCCGUACGAGCCGCUGGCCACGGCGACGCUCGACACGACCGUCUUUGACGUGGUGCACAUGUUCAGCGAGCGCGGCAUCUCGGCGGUGCCGAUCCUCGAUGACGAGGGCUACGUGGUGGACAUGUAUGAGACUGUCGAUGUCAUUGACCUCGUGCGCUCCGGCGCAUACCAGUCGCUCGACACCACCAUCCGGCAGGCCCUGGCGCGGCGUCCAGCCGACUUCCCUGGCGUUAUGACGUGCGGGCCAGAUGACUCGCUGGCGUCCAUCUUCGCACUGCUGCGCUCGCGGCGCGUGCACCGCCUGCUCAUCCUCGAGCCGCCGCCGCGGGAGUCAGGCGUGGCGUCGCCGCCGCCGACGGGCACCGACGAUGCCGGCGAGGCCCUGCCGCCGCCUGUGCGUCCACGCGGGCGCCUCGUCGGCAUCCUCUGCCUCAGCGACAUUCUGCGCUAUGUCGUCGGCGUCGAGCACACGGCGCAGGCGCCACGCGAGCGCACGACGAGCCAGAGCAGCGCAGCCAUGUCCACCUCGGGCGUGGGGCGCCCGCAGACGCCCAGCGCCUCGGAUGCACAGGACGACGUGGGUCGUGCGGCCGAGCUCGCCGAGCAGGCCGACGUGCCGUCGACGAUCCCCGAGGAUUCGGUGCCGCCAGAGGCGCGCGACGGCGCCGAGGCGGCCGACCCGCUCCUCACUCCGCAAGCAGAGGCAGACCGUUCGCUGCGCGCCGACGACGCCGCAACGCUAACGCCACACACCGAGCUCGCCACCGUGACGGAGGGCGAGGCGAAAUGAUCGCCCACGUCCGCAUCGCACCUGCCGCGCCCUAGAUGCCCUUCCACGCUCCUGCCGUGCCAUGAUUCCCGCCCACCCGCUAGACGCCAUCUGCAGCCUCGCGCAAUUGAUCUUACCCUUGCAUCAUCCCU